AUGGAUCAACGCCCUUUAGUGGAGCUUCAGGUAAAUGGCAAGGCAAUCUUAGGAUUGCUGGAUACUGGAGCGGACCGCAGCAUUGUGGCCUUAAAGGAUUGGCCUAAAGGCUGGCCUGUUCAAUCAUCCUCACAAACAUUGCAAGGGUUAGGUUAUGCCAAGACCCCGGACAUGAGUGCAAGAGAGCUCCCUUGGAAAGAUCAUGAAGGACAUGGAGGCCGUUUUCAGCCUUAUGUGUUGGAACUGCCUGUCAGCCUUUGGGGAAGAGAACUUUUGAAAGACAUGAAUUAUCGCCUUACUAAUAAAGGGUAUUCCUUGCCUUCUCAAAGGAUGAUGCAGGACAUGGGGUGGUAUCCCUCUAAGGGCUUAGGAAAACAUCUGCAAGGGAGAACACAGCCAAUAGAAAAUGUCCCAAGGAAUGAUAGAAAGGGCCUGGGUUUUUCCUAG
This is a messenger RNA of Arvicanthis niloticus (Nile rat), 447 nucleotides long. Lineage: Eukaryota; Metazoa; Chordata; Mammalia; Rodentia; Muridae. The record is from RefSeq and is a predicted model, not a curated record.